AUGGUGGAACGCCCAACGGACCAGGACGGCGCACGUAAUCUGGCUGUCGGUACAAAUGUCAGAGGGAAGGGUGUGACGUUCGAAGGGAGCGCUGCGCCAGCGUGCGGCUCGCGUUCGCGCACCAGUUCUGUGAGCGACGGGGAGCAGGCGAACACCAGUACACAUCUGUCUGCAUCGUCGAUUGGCAACGCAGACACGCUCUCUUCGUCGGGCAUAUCGGGCCACUCGACGGCCAUGACGUCCGCGACCACCUACGAUGAACGACCCAGCGCCUCGAGUCCGACUGCGGCCUCCACGCACGCGCACCCAAGCCUUACCCUCCUCGAACUCGUAUCGAAUACGGCCUCCUCGUCUGCACUGCCGGAUAGUUUCGACUUCAGCGUGUCGAGAAAGGGAAGCUUCGUGGCGGUAUACUCGGCGUCGAACAUAUGGCUGGUCAAGACGGUACAGCUGCCACGGCUGUGGGCAAGGACGCUGCAGGUCAAGCGCAAGCCCGUGGCAAUUGACAUCACCGAAGAUGGAUUUCUACUGGCCGUACUCUCUCGGCCCUCGCAAGUCGACCUGUAUGAGAUUCACGGCGAGGGAAACGACCAGAUCAAGAAGAGACGGACUAUCAUGCUGGUGCAUGAGGCCAGCUCCGUCGUCAUAUCGCCGGACGCACGUAUCUUGAUCACUGGAAAUAAAUUCGGCAUCGAGGUCAUGGCAAUUGGACCCGACGUACCAGAGACGGCGCGACGCACGCUGCAUGGGCCCGCAGGCGACGCACUGGAAUUCUCGGAUGAUGGACGGACGCUGCUCAUCACUGGCUAUGCGCGCAAAUCAGAUGGCUCGGCUUUGUUCGUACUGCCAGGACUAUACGAUGGGCCCUUGACAGAGGAGGGCGAGCCUAUCCCUCAGCCGCCAGAAAACGCUUGGACCGAUUUAACGAGCUUCUUUGCCUUCAAUGCUGAGGAGGACUCGUGGGGCAUUUACGACAUUGCAUGUCAGCGUUUUACCCAGCGCAAAAUGUUCCUGCCCGACCACCAGCGAUGGACGCGAUCUGAGUUUGUCGACGAUGCGAUGCCUGCCGUCUCGCCAAACGCCGAUUUGGCUGCGGUAGCCCUGCGUAUGCGUGGUACAACAAACAUCUGGAUCUAUGAAGUGCCGGGCUGGGAAUACAAGCCGAGUGAGAAGGCGAAGACGGAGGCGCCUAUACAGCCAUGCUUUUGCAUUCCCAUCCGCACAGACGGCCCGGAUACGCUUCAGGAAAUAUGCGUACUGCGGUGGGUCAGGCUCGAUUCAAAUGUUCAGCGGCUUCUAGCAGUUGGCAAUUCUAGCAUUGCUCCAAACCAAAACGACGUGCCGGGUGGCCAGAUGGGCUCCAAGGGCGUAGUCGUUAUCCUCGAUUUUGAUAAAAGGAGAUCAGCUGGGGACGCUGCACCGACGCCAAUCAAGCAAGAGUACGAUUUGGAACCGCUGUGUCCCGGCGAAAUGCUACCAGAGGGCUCUAUAGACUUCGAGCGUGAAGUCGAGCUCGUGCGGACAAGAACGAGAGUGCAACGGCAGGCACAAGAUCGACGAGACGCAUCGCGGAGAAACUCAAGAACUGGCUCAACUCCUGUCCAACGAUCGAGGACGACCGCCAUCCGCCAACCAUUACCAUCGCCGCCUGCUGUGGACGACGAAGAACUGACAGCGGAGGAAGCACAAGCUGCUUUCGAAGCACCUUACGACAACCAGCAGCCCAGGUCUCAAAUGUCUUUGGCGCGAGCGGCCACCGUAGCAGCCGUGUCUCCCGCAAACCGUCGGCAUCUGCGCGCCCUGCCCUUAAGACCGCUCGAGUACCGCCGUGCCGAUGGCGGACGAGAGCUCCCUCACGAGAGUGACGCCGACAACUGGGUUCCACCACCCCCAGCCUACACAGCAACCGCCGCGUGCAGCAGGCAGCGGCGAAUUGCCGAGACUCAUACCGCCGGAACAGAUGCAGGGCCAAAGAUUUCCGAUGAGUGCGCCGCCGUUGGGACAUAUGCAGCAAUAUGCGCAUCAGCCGGUGUAUGA
This is a messenger RNA of Parastagonospora nodorum SN15, 2037 nucleotides long. RefSeq lists its product as hypothetical. Gene Ontology annotation, molecular function: protein binding. Bases 1 to 2037 code for a protein of 678 amino acids. The transcript has 3 exons. NCBI's taxonomy places the organism in Eukaryota, Fungi, Ascomycota, Dothideomycetes, Pleosporales, Phaeosphaeriaceae. The record is from RefSeq and is a predicted model, not a curated record.